Molecule: messenger RNA, 2399 nt
Organism: Pseudogymnoascus verrucosus
Lineage: Eukaryota; Fungi; Ascomycota; Leotiomycetes; Thelebolales; Thelebolaceae
Exons: 1
Coding region: 11-1597 (528 amino acids)
Molecular function (GO): protein binding
Source: RefSeq, a predicted model, not a curated record
GUUGGGAGAAAUGAUGGCUGACCAGCGAAAGUCCCUGGACAAGACGCGAUCACCGCUCAAGACGAAGUUCAUACGAUCCCAGAAGAUCAUGCAGCCAUCUCCGACGGACACUCGGUCAGACGAUAUCCCAGAAGACUCAGAACCAGUUCAGGCCAAGGGCCCCUCACGCAGCCAUACUCCUGGCCAUCUAUCAACCAAAAGUACCGACAAGCGGAAAGGAAGCAGCAGCAAAGACCCCCGCUCUCGCUCACAAUCUCAAUCACAAGCAUCCACAAGAAGCCCCGUAGCCGGUGCCUCAGUGCCCAAGCUCCCUGCCUCAAUCCAUGAGAGCAACGGGCCUGUUAUAAGUCCGAUUGUCCGGGAAGGAUCCCCAGCAGUUGCAGCCGGCUUGGUUGUCAGCGAACGUCGGCCGUUGGUGUUGCGGUCCACGUCUGCUAUUGCGGGAAAGCCAACAAGCAGCUCAACCACACCAGUCACCACCCCCAAACCACCGUCUCAGUCUAAGAAGACUGGGAAGCACGCAUACUUUCCUCCUCCGCCGGAUACGAAGGAAGAGCAUGAUGUGUUACCCGCACCAGCAUCUGGCAUGUACUGGUCCCGCGCUCCCACCUCUGGCGCCCCUCACACCGCACUCCGCGCACAUACGACAACCGCCAUAGGUUCUAAUAUCUACAUUUUCGGCGGCUGCGACUCACGGUCUUGCUUCGACGAAGUCUACGUCUUUGACGCGGACGCCUUCUACUGGUCCUCGCCCCUUGUCACAGGCGAUAUCCCAGUACCCCUGCGUGCCAUGACAUGCACCGCCGUGGGCAAGAAACUCGUGGUCUUCGGAGGAGGCGACGGGCCCAUAUACUACAACGACGUCUAUGUCCUAGAUACCGUCAACUUCCGCUGGUCGAAGCCGGUCAUUAGCGGAACCCCUCCUAGCAAGCGGAGAGCACACACUGCGUGUCUCUACCGCAACGGAAUCUACGUCUUUGGGGGCGGCGAUGGCGUGCGCGCCCUGAACGACGUGUGGCGCCUAGACGUAUCGGACGUGACCAAAAUGUCAUGGAAGCUCAUCUCCGCGCCCUCAAGCAGCACAUCCUCUUCCCCAACCGGCGACCGACACGACCUCAAAUUCCGCGCCGACCGUGACAUCAAGCCCAAAGCGCGCGGCUACCACACCGCCAACAUGGUCGGCGCGAAACUAAUCAUCUUCGGCGGCUCCGACGGUGGUGAGUGCUUCCGCGACGUCUGGGUUUUCGACGUGGACACGCUCUACUGGAAGCCCGUCAACAUCCCUGUGUCGUACCCGCGCCUCUCCCACACCGCCACGAUCGUCGGCUCCUACCUCUUCGUCAUUGGCGGCCACGACGGCGUUGAAUAUAGCAACGAGGUCAUGCUGCUCAACCUCGUCAACAUGCAGUGGGACAAGCGCAUCAUCUACGGGGAGCCGCCGAGCGGGCGCGGAUACCACGGCACCGUGCUACAUGAUAGUCGGCUUUUUGUGAUCGGUGGCUUUGACGGCGUAACGGUGUUCGAGGAUGUGUAUAUCCUCGAGCUGGCGGUGCAUGCUUAUUACUCUCAGAUCUCGCAUUAUACUAUUGAUGUCUAGGAUGCCGUGGCGGCGGGUCGGGGUGGGGUCGAGCGCAGCGGGAGAGCGGGCGUUGGGGAUAUGACUUAUGAGGGAGGCUAUCUUGGAGGUUGACUGGAUGGAGCAUUUUACGUAUAAUGAUGGUGGUAAUCUGAAGAUAUAUUUCACCACAUGUUUCUAAGUUUCGCAUCGGGCGCCGGCGGGGUUUAUGACGACGACGAUCAGCCACCGUCAACCCCUCCUCUCAUGGUUUUUCCUCACGCGGCUGGCACGUGCCACUGAAUAUAAUGCUACCCCUCCAUAAGACGGUCUGGAGCUUUUUUCCAAGCCUGGCCCAGAACUGGUGUUCGUAAGGAGAGCCCGUUGCGUUGUAAGCAAGCCAUGGCGGGAACGGCCGGAUGCCUGGGAGUACUCGUAUUCGCACCCGGUUGGUGUGAAAGUCUUUGCGCUUGGCGACUCGGGAGGUCCCGGAUGAAGGCACUGAGCCGCUCGGUGGAACGGGGUUUUGUGGGGUGCAUGAUUACUGAUAGACAUGCGAUGCGUCAGAGCAUCAUCAUGCUGCGAUUCGGGAUUUGCAGCUUUUGUUUAUCAUUUGGGGAUUGAAUUUUUAUGAUGAGGCGAGGUGAGGCUGAACCGGUGAAGGUUUACUUGGGGCGAAGAUUUCUUGGGUAUGGGGGUCAUUUAGCAUUUGAGGUGGAAUUGGAGUGGCACGGAUGGCGGGGGAGCAUUUAUGGACAGUAAGAGAGGAAAAGGUGUCUUUGAAUAAAUGAACGAAUUAAUCUAUCCACUGAUAAAAGCCCAGUCUCAUCGCGUUUCGCGAGAG